Polypterus senegalus (gray bichir) is the source of this 3523-nucleotide messenger RNA. RefSeq names its product lysosomal protein transmembrane 4 beta (gene laptm4b). Gene Ontology annotation, cellular component: lysosomal membrane. The transcript has 7 exons. Lineage: Eukaryota; Metazoa; Chordata; Cladistia; Polypteriformes; Polypteridae. Bases 119 to 790 code for a protein of 223 amino acids. The record is from RefSeq and is a predicted model, not a curated record.
GACGACAGGGAUUGAGGGCAGAGGCGGCGGGAGCUGUCACACGGCGUUGAGAGGAGCGGCUGCUGUACACGGGCUCGGCUCGGCUAGGCUCGCUAUCCACGCAGUCAUCUCAACCGCAAUGAUGUCCCCGUGGGACCGUUGGUACUCCAGCAGCUGCUGCAUGUGUUGCCAUGUUCGGACCGGCACCAUUAUUCUGGGAGUCUGGUACAUGAUUAUCAAUGCAGUGGUGCUGCUUAUCUUACUCACAGCACUCAGUGACCCUAGUCAGUAUCGCCUAACAAGUGUGGAGUUGGGAAGUGAUUUUGACUUCAUGGAUGAUGCAAAUAUUUGCAUUGCUACGGCAAUUUCACUUCUAAUGAUACUUAUUUGUGGAAUGGCAACAUAUGGCGCAUACAAGCAACAUGCUGCCUGGAUCAUCCCAUUCUUCUGCUACCAGAUUUUUGACUUUGCACUGAACACCUUGGUUGCCUUUAGUGUUAUUGUUUAUCCCAAUACAAUUCAGGACUAUUUGGUGCAGUUGCCUAGCAAUUUUCCAUAUAAAGAGGAGAUUAUGUCUAUGAAUCCAACAUGCUUAGUUCUGAUUGUUUUGCUCUUCAUUGGUGUAAUUCUAGCAUUUAAGGCCUACUUGAUCGGCUGUGUGUGGAACUGCUACAGAUAUAUUAAUGGAAGAGUGACCUCAGAUAUGCUGGUUUAUGUCACUACUAACGAUACCACUGUCCUGUUGCCUCCAUAUGAUGAAGCUGUAACUAUCUCUUCCAAACAUCCACCACCUCCAUACAUGUCUGCUUAAAGAAAAUUCUUUAAACCACUAUAUUUCUCAAUAUUUUAUCAUGUCCAGCAGCCUGACAGAUCCUUUUAGGGGGAAGCAAAGGAAUACUAUUUUCUCUCUCUUAAUGUUUAUGCAGGUUUGAAAUAUAAUGUUAUUUGUUUGCAGUGUUGUCUUGGGUAUUUACAGCAGUUUAAUCUUUGCUCUGGGCAUACUUUGAUUCCCAAGUUCUGAAUUUUUAAAAAUUGUUUUUCAUACUCUUCUAUGAAAUCUGAUACAAAUACUUUAUAAUCUUCGGCUUAUGCAAAACAUUUCAAGAUGAUUACUGUCCCAAUGCACUUUACUGCUGAAAUGUUUUCCAGAAAUGCAGAUUCUUAUGGUUAAAGCUCAGGAAGGGAAAAGUACUGUGGUCAUGUUGGCACAGUGAGAUUUAAUGUGAACAUACAUUGUUGUGAUUUCAGACCCAUGCCAGUAGGUUGUACUGCAGCCUUGCAUAUAUUGAGUUUUUGAAAUGUGGCACAUAGGGCAGUUAUCUGAAAACACAUCUAUCACUUGUUUUAUUCUGUGCACCUUGCUGAUUGCCAUUAAAUAAAGAAUAUUCUACAUUUAAUCUAUUGUGUAAAUGUAAAGAGUUUCCUAAAAUGAGUUAGAUAAUGUAAAUUAUUCUGUAACUCUAUUUUAUUAUUAUUAUUGUUUUUUGUUUUUUUUUUUGCUAUUUGCACUUUUUUAAACUUGCAAAAUUAUUUCCCUUUUAAUACUAUGCACCUUAUUUCUUGCAAUGAUUUUGAAGAGAAAUAAUCAGUAUUAAAUUUAAAAUGUAACUUGGACAUAUAUGUAGAAAAUCAUACAUUUAGAAGAUAUUUUUCUUUUGACAUAGUUUGGUCUGUAUUAUUUAUUCUGGCAGAUCUUAUAAAAUGUGCUGAGUGUUUUGACUUAAAAGUAAAAUUUUAAUUUAUAUCCAAAAAAGAUUACUUUGUAUUUGGAAGAAAGCUGCAUUCAUUUUCAUUUUUGAAGGUUAUGGAGUUAAUGCCUGUCCCACUAGUGUUAGGUGGAAGACAAAGACCAACUCUGAAUUGGAAAUCAACCUGUUGCAAGGCACAUUUGUGAAUCCACAAAUACACAAACACAUUGAUACUGGUAAAGAGUAAAUCAGAAGUCUCCAGUUAGCUUAAUCUGUGUGUCUUAAAUAUGUAAGGAAAAGCUGCAGUGUGCAAUGACUGAGCCAGGAAUUCAACCUGAGCCUGGAAGUUGUUAGGGUAGAAGUUCUCUCCAAUGCGCUAUAGCACCAUCAUUUUACAAAAAGUUCAUUAUACUAAAUGGAACACUAAACUUCAUAAUUUAACUUUUCAGCUGCCUAUUUCCAGCAUGUUCAUCAUUUGGCAGUGACCUACAGAAAAUGGCCUAAUGCAUAGGGAAUGGGAGAAAACUUUUUUGUAUUCCCACACAUGUGCUGAACGAUUUUAGUACUUUUUCGGUUGAACAGUAAAUAUUACAUUCUUCUUUGUGAUAUUAGAGUCCAUCAAAUCCUCACAUAGGAUACAACUUUUCCACCCCCAUUAUAAUUCUGCAAGUAAAGUAUACAUUCAUUUUAAUAACACUACAUAGAUCAAACAGAACAGAGAACAGUUUGUUUUUUCACAAUGGUUGGCAUUGUUCCUGUUGUUUUGUACAAAGUUGUGUUUGGAUCAUUCUUCAGACACAGUGAUUCACCUGCUAUCCAGUAUUGUGAAAUUUAAGCCAAUGAAGUACUACGUAAGUUCAACUCACUUUCUUGCUAAAGCAAAACCUGUCACUAUAAACAAAUGACAGGCACCAUGUAACGUAGGAUUAACUUGCUGUGUCAGCAGUUUUCUUCCUCUGUUUAAUGUAUCAUUUUUGCAAUGAGUCAAAAAUGCCCUCUAAGGGGUAAUUGUGAGAUUAGGUAUUCUGUAUCUGCAGUAAUGUGGUACCCAUGCACAAUGGAUUCCAGCCUUAUGUCAGCUGCUGGCAGGGUGGGACCUAACUCCCCAUGACCACAAAUUGAAUAGUUUGGUAUGAGUUUGGUGCAAAAAUGCAUAAACAGUAUUUUUAUUACCUUGGUUUAAAAUAUCCUUAUAACCAAACAGUUUACAGUUAAACAAAUAAUAUAAAAGUAUUGUGUAUAGCUGUAGUGUGCUUUGUGCAUUAAUAUAACACUGUUACUUAUGUCAGUCACCAAUUUGUUACGAUAGAACUGCAAAGCCACUAAAAUCUUGCAUGUUGUUUAAUUAGAGAAAUAAGAAUAUAUGCUGUAUUAUGAGACAACAACAGGGCACAAUAAUAUCGAAGUCCUGAAUUUCAUUAAAAUAUUUACUUUUUUAUAAAAAGGACUGCACUAUGAAGAAAAUGUUUAGUUGGGAAACUUAAUUGCACAUUUAGCAUGGUACAUGCUUACUACAGUCUUUUCAUGAUACUUCAUAAAGUGCUUUGUUUAAGCAUUUAUUUUGACAAUUGAUAGCCUGUCAAGAGAGGCUGUGUUUGCUGUUUAAUCACAGCCAGUGUUUCCCUUUUUUGGGAAAAUCUCAAACUCUGCGUACAAUGUUGAAAAAAAUGAAUCAAUGUCUAUUUUUGCUGCGAUAACACAUGCAAUAAAUUUGAAAUUAGAGGGUAAGAUCCAUGUCAGAGAUUAGCUCUGUUUUAUAUUAUGGCUCCAAUUUUGAUAGGCUGAAUUGACUUGUUGUUUCAAAUGCACUGCCUGUAUUUAUUUAAUUUGGGAUAAUAAAGAUUGACUCAGAUUGA